Ictidomys tridecemlineatus (thirteen-lined ground squirrel) is the source of this 1775-nucleotide messenger RNA. The record is from RefSeq and is a predicted model, not a curated record. NCBI's taxonomy places the organism in Eukaryota, Metazoa, Chordata, Mammalia, Rodentia, Sciuridae.
UCCUGGUCACAGUGAACCUUUCCUUCUGCUCUAAGAUGGUGAGUUUUCCAGGUUUGUCUCCAGCUGGCUCCCUCCUCCCUCUCCUUCUCCUGGUGUCCACACAGUGCUCAACAGGUCAGUUAUCUGGGUUUUCUGUGAAUGGACCAGCUGAGCCCAUCAUGGCCUUGCUUGGGGAGGAUGUUACCCUGCCCUGCCAGCUGUAUCCUGAACAGAGUGCAGCCCACAUGCACAUAUGGUGGUACCGUGCCCAGAUCUCCCCAGCUGUGCUAGUAGUCCAGAAUGGACAGGAACAAAGUGGAGAACAGAUGCUGGAGUACCGCGGUAGGACCAAGUUGGUGGGAGACUCCAUCAGCCAGGGGCACGUGGCCCUGCUGAUACAGCACGUGAAGGCCUCUGACAAUGGCCAGUACCGGUGUCGUUUUCAAGAUGGUGAUAUCUCACAGGAGGCCAUUAUAGAAUUGAAUGUCAUAGGUUUGGGCUCCAUCCCUCAUGUUCACAUGACAGGACUCAAGGAAGGUGGGAUCCAAGUGCUGUGUUCCUCAGGGGGCUGGUUCCCAAGCCCCAAGGUACAAUGGAAAGACAUGGCAGGAGCCAAGCUACCAUCCCUCUCUGAGUCUCAGACCCAAGACUGGGAUGGGCUCUUCCAUGUGAAAUCAUCCCUUGUGGUCACAGACAGCUCCCUGAGCAAUGUGACCUGCUCCAUCCAAAAUCCUCUCUCUGGUCAGGAAAAGGUGUCCUCCAUCUUCCUCCCAGAGCCCUUCUUCCCCAGGAUGUCUCCAUGGAAAGCAGCCCUUGCUGGGACAGUCCCUGUGCUGGUGCUUCUGCUCAUUGGGAUCAGCUACAUUGGUUGGAAAGAACAUCAAGCCAAAGACAGAGAAAUAGAGGAAAAGGAAAAAGAAUCUCAGGAAAUACAACGGAUAAGGAAUGACAAGGAAAAGGCACUUAAGAUUCGAGAAAAACUCAAGGCAGAGCUUGAACGACGAAGGGCAUUGUACCGAGAAGAUUGGAAGAAGGCCCUGAUAUAUCCUGAUUGGAGAAAGGAAUAUUUCCAGCCUGCUCCUGUGAAUCUAAAUCAUGAACUUUUUCACCAGAACAAUUCUGAUCCAAAGAGAAAAAAAGAUGGCAGAGAGGAAACACAGGAUCUUCCUCUUGCUGAUAAUAAAGGAGAUUGCAACCUCCUCACUCUUGAUGGGAAAGGUUUCACAACAGGGAGAUAUUAUUGGGAGGUAGAUGUCGAGGACAAUGAUGAGUGGGUGCUAGGCGUUUAUGAAACAAACGAAGAAAAGAUGGCACCAUUAAAAAAACCAUCAAUGAAGAAAUUCAGAGUCUUAGAGAAGAAGAAAGGUGAAUUCAGGGCUCUUGCCUGUGAUUCACAAAAAGUUCUUCUAGAAGAGCCUCUUACAGAAGAGUGUCCGCAGAAGAUUGUGGUUUUCUUGGAUUAUGAAGAUAAUGACAUUUCUUUCUAUAACAUGAUUAAUGGUAUGCACAUCUUUUCCUUUACUCAGGACAAAUUCUCUGCCAUUCUCUAUCCUUACUUCAAACUUAAAUCCAUGGAGCUCUCCCCAUCUGCAUAAGUUUAAUAGUGAUAUAGAAAACAAUCUUACACUGAGUAGCCUGUUCUUGGUAAGCUCCAGGACUCUGGUCCUGAUGAGUGUCUCUGGCACCACUGAUUAUGAGACCCAAGCAUCUCAGAUUUCAUGAGUCUCCAUAAUCAAAGUUUCUGAUGACAUCAAUCUGUGUUUCUCAAAUAAUCCAAAGAGAAGACCCAUGUUCAU